This is a messenger RNA of Colius striatus (speckled mousebird), 2717 nucleotides long. RefSeq names its product quiescin sulfhydryl oxidase 2 (gene QSOX2). Gene Ontology annotation, molecular function: protein disulfide isomerase activity; flavin-dependent sulfhydryl oxidase activity. Gene Ontology annotation, biological process: protein folding. The record is from RefSeq and is a predicted model, not a curated record. NCBI's taxonomy places the organism in Eukaryota, Metazoa, Chordata, Aves, Coliiformes, Coliidae. The transcript is spliced from 13 exons. Gene Ontology annotation, cellular component: Golgi membrane. Bases 1 to 2202 code for a protein of 733 amino acids.
AUGCUAGAUACAGAAGGACAGAGCUAUAAAGUAACUGCUGCUGAUGAGAAUGAAAAGUCUGCCGAGGCGGGAAGGAGCGGCGGGCGGCCGGGUCCCGGCGGGGCCACUCGGGCACUAGGCCCCGGCGCGUUGCUAUGGCGCGGCCCCGCCCCGCCCCUCGAUGCGCGCCGCCGGCGUCCCAACAUGGCGGCGGCGGGCGGCGGCGGGCCGCUGGCGCUGCUGCCGCUGCUGCUGGCGGCGGUGGCCGCGCGGCUGUACCGCGCCGGGGAGGACCCGAUGACCGUGCUGGCGGCCGGCUCGGUGCGGCAGGCGCUGCUCAACUCGUCGGCCGCCUGGCUGGUGCAGUUCUACAGCUCGUCCUGCGGCCACUGCAUCGCCUUCGCCCCCACCUGGCGGGCCCUGGCGGGGGACGUCAAAGACUGGGAAUCUGCAAUUAGACUCGGUGUGUUGGAUUGUGGGGAAGAGGAGAACUAUGAGACGUGCAAAGAAUAUGGAAUUCACUUCUACCCAACUUUUCGGUACUUCAAAGCGUUUACAAAGCAGUUUACUACUGGAGAAAAUUACAAAGCAGGAGCAGACAGAGAGCUGCAAACAGUUCGGCAAAUGAUGAUUGACUUCUUACAGAACCAUUCCCAAGAGCUGAGACCACCUGCUUGCCCACCAUUGGAUCCAGUUUCGCCCAGUGAUAUUACUGCUCUUUUUGACAAGAACAGCCAGCAUUAUACUGCCAUUGUGUUUGAAAGUAAUAAUUCCUACGUUGGACGAGAGGUUAUCUUAGACCUGAUCCAGUAUGAAAACAUUGUUGUGAAGAGAGCGUUGAAUUUUGAUAAGCCUUUUCUUGAGAAACUUGGAAUUACCUCAGUCCCUUCAUGCUAUCUGAUGCAUCCAAAUGGGUCCCAUGGAUUAAUUAACAUUUUGAAGCCUCUACGGUCUUUCUUUUCUUCAUAUUUGAAGUCACUGCCUGGUGUAAGAAGAAAACUUCUUUUGCCACUUCAACUACCUGUUCAAGAAAACAAAGUGGAAAGUACAGAAAUCAAGGUGUGGAAAGAGUUUGAUAAAUCUAAGCUGUACAUGGCCGACCUUGAGUCAGGAUUGCAUUACCUGCUCAGGGUAGAGCUUGCAACGCACAAGACACUUGAGGGAGCUGAGCUAAAGACCUUCAAGGAUUUUGUUACCAUCUCUGCCAAGCUUUUUCCUGGCCGUCAGCCUGUUGUGAAGUUGUUAGAGACCUUGCAAGAGUGGCUGGUGAGCCUUCCAUUAGACAAAAUCCCUUAUGAUGCUAUCCUAGAUCUGGUCAACAACAAAAUGCGGAUUUCUGGGAUAUUUCUCACUAAGAAAGUUCAGUGGGUUGGAUGUCAAGGCAGCAGACCAGAGCUGAGAGGUUAUACCUGUUCCCUUUGGAAGCUGUUUCAUACUCUAACAGUUCAAGCUGCGCUGCGACCAAAAGCCUUGAUGCAUACAGGUCUUGAGGACAAUCCCCAAGUCGUACUUCAGGUCAUGCGGAGAUACAUCCAGCACUUUUUUGGGUGCAAGGCUUGUGCUCAGCAUUUUGAAGAAAUGGCUAAAGAGUCCAUGGAUUCUGUUAAAACCUUAGACAAGGCUGUUCUCUGGCUCUGGGAGAAGCACAACGUGGUGAAUAACAGGCUGGCAGGUGAUUUAUCAGAAGAUCCAAAAUUUCCCAAAGUUCAGUGGCCAACUCCAGACAUUUGUCCUGAAUGUCAUGAAGAAAUUAAAGGAUUGCACAGCUGGAAUGAAGCCCAAGUUCUGCAGUUCAUGAAGCGUCACUACAACAGCGAAAAUAUUGUAUAUAAAUACGCCGAAAGCCAGGCUGACUCCAGUGAAACUGAGCAGGGAGAGGCAGGAGAGGGGAACAAAAACAGCCUAAUGAAGAAACCAGGUGGAAACAGAGAAAAUAAGAUCCAGGAUAAAGAAAACAUACAAGAUUCUAACCUGGAGGUGUUAGAUAAGCUGCUGGCAAAUCAUGGACCUGCCAAGGGCAGCGGUAGAAGCACAGUUGAGUUGGCCAACCUCAAAGAGACGAAGCAGGCUGUGUUCUUCUUAGGGAUUGGCUUUUCUAACAUAGACAUGAGUCUCUGUGUCAUUCUGUAUGUAGCAUCAUCCUUAUUUCUGAUGAUCAUGUACUUUUUUUUCCGGAUGAGGUCUAAGCGGUGGAAAGUGAAGUAUUAUCGCUCCUUUGUGUAGUUCAGGUCACACAGUUCUCAUUGUCCAUGGCUGUUCAGUACCAGAUACAGCUUUAAUAUUUAUGAUCAGGGAUUUUAUAUACAGUAUUCCUUCUCUCAGAACCCUUUGUUCCCAUGUCUUGUCACCAGUGUUCUAGCUUAAUGCCUGGAGCUCGCUGUGAGAACCGCGAUGCCCAGCUGAGGCUCGUGGUGCUGUCAGGAAGCAUCCCCUGCAGGAAGCAUUGCAUGCUUCACUUAAGAUUCUUCUGUGACUUACCACCUACAUCCUUUACUCAUUUUUCAGAGUAAACAUUGCAUUAUGCAAUCAACUGUGCCUGGUUUAGAAGGAAAUUGGAUAUUGUUUUGUGUACUUGAGGUCCGAUUUGUUUGUUUGUUUUUAUUUAUCCAGGGCUGAUUUUACCUGCCAGAGAACUGAAGGGUUAUGCUGUUACCUUGGCUGCUUCAUUUGGAGAAGCAAGAUGACUCUCUUUUUCAGGAAACACGAGGUCUAUUCUGAAUAAAUCAAUUCUAAACCCA